Molecule: messenger RNA, 1805 nt
Organism: Phytophthora nicotianae INRA-310
Lineage: Eukaryota; Oomycota; Peronosporomycetes; Peronosporales; Peronosporaceae
Exons: 1
Coding region: 46-1692 (548 amino acids)
Molecular function (GO): catalytic activity
Source: RefSeq, a predicted model, not a curated record
AAACUUGACUAUCAAACGUCUUGAAGAAGUAGAUACGUUGAGGAGAUGCCGCGCCGACUGCGUCGCGGUGACGGCGCUGCGCUGUUCGGUCUGCUGUGGGCGAUAUCAUGUUUGUUUCUUGUAGCGCUGCGCUUCUCUCCUCGCGACACCGCAGUUACUUCUCCUUCUGUCUCCAAGCCGCGAGUAUUUGAGCCGAAAUGGACGUCUGAUUCCGUUUCUAACGAGUUUCUAACAGGCAAGGCGACGCUGUCGCUGGUCGAGUCGCUGCCCGUGGGGGAUUUUGACUUGUCAUCGGAUGUCCCACAGACGUUCGAGGCUCUAACACGUCAUGUGAAGUCCGCUAAGCGCUCUAUCGACCUCAGCGCGAUGUACUGGAACCUGCUGGGCAAGGAGGACCGAAAAGUUUAUUCCGACGCCGAAAUGACGAAAUUCGGUGCUGACAGAGGCAAAAAUCUGCUUUUAGCAUUGAAAGACGCGGCGACUCGAGGUGUGAAGAUUCGAGUUUUAACGGCGAAACAGAAGAUUGAAACGGAUGAAAUGGAUAAAACAACUAAAAUGCCAUGUAACCCUCUGCCGAGUGAGGUGCAAAUGCUGGCGGAUUCAGCGAAGAAUAAUGUUCAAGUGAGAUGCUGGAGUGGCCCUGACUGGUAUGGUAACGGCAUUCUGCAUCAGAAGAUAUGGAUCUUUGAUGAUAGUCAUGUGUAUGUGGGGAGUGCCAACAUGGACUGGAAGUCUUUGGCUCAAGUGAUGGAGGUGGGCGUGCUCAUGGAGAAUUUAUCUGCAACAUCCGAGGUGAUUCAAGACAUGCAGAAGCUCUUUAAGACCUGGUGGAUGUUUGCGUCUCCUGAAUUGCUGCCGGCCAAGACGGAUAACUACUUUUCAGAGAGAUUUCAACAUAAAUUACAAGUGCCAAAAUGGUCGUUGUAUCUGCCAGAGAACAGGAGAAUUGAAGAUCCAUUCGUGAAAGCCGGGUUUUCGGCAUUAGCCAAUAUUUCGCACCAAAUGCAGACCUCGUUUAGUACGAUUUCGAAUGGGAAUGAUACUGAGCGAGGUGCUGAAGCAGCGGAAAUGUUUGUUGCGGCUGCACCUCUGGAAGCGACAGCUGCACACUCGAGAGCUUUUGACGAAGACGCACUGGUAUACACGAUCCGAUCGGCCAAGUCUUUCGUCAGUCUUAGUGUCAUGGAUUUUGUGCCGUUCUCGAUGUAUACACCCGGGCCACUACACUGGCCAGCACUUACUGAUGCACUACUGGCUGGAGUGUACAGCAAACCGGGACUGCAGGUGCGUCUACUGAUCAGUCAGUGGCAGCAUACCCGCCCUCAAAUGCUGGAAGCACUUGCCACGCUGAAAAAGCAGGCAAAUUUGUGUCAGCACACGCGCGCUCGAUGUUCCGGUAGACUUGAGAUCAAGAUUUUCCGAGUCCCUGGUUGGCAGAACACCACGUCCAGUGCUGACACGAAAGCUUCCUGGCCGUCCUACACCCGCGUGAAUCAUGCCAAAUACAUUGUCACCGAUACUCGCGCGAAUGUGGGCACGAGUAACAUGGAAUGGGGAUAUUUCUACACCACGGCAGGUGCCAGCGUCAACACGAACCAUGAAUCUACACGAAAAGCACUCGAGCAUGUGUUCGAGAGAAACUGGAACUCGAGUUAUGCUAAACGUUUGGAGGAAAUUGUUUGGGAAUCGUAAGGAUUUUGCGACACACUGUAUGUGGAUUCAUCAUACACCGACUACCUAACGACAAAAUAAUAAAUAUUCAUGUGUCGGUGUUCACUGAUCUAUCUAGCUUCACCGUUUCUCCA